Cryptococcus amylolentus CBS 6039 is the source of this 1542-nucleotide messenger RNA. RefSeq names its product alternative oxidase, mitochondrial, variant. Bases 182 to 1270 code for a protein of 362 amino acids. Lineage: Eukaryota; Fungi; Basidiomycota; Tremellomycetes; Tremellales; Cryptococcaceae. Gene Ontology annotation, molecular function: alternative oxidase activity. Gene Ontology annotation, biological process: alternative respiration. The transcript has 4 exons. Gene Ontology annotation, cellular component: mitochondrion. The record is from RefSeq and is a predicted model, not a curated record.
UCCUAAUCUGCACCAGCGGCACCCCGGGCCGCACACCGGCGUUUGAACACCCACAAUCACUGAACGCUUCCUUUAUGAUAUCCGCUGAGGGACCCUGGCCGGUCGCCGGCCAUGCGAGUACAUAAGUUGCUGUCUCUUCCCAUGUCGCCUCCAUACCCAACUACUUGCCAAUCCAUCUACCAUGUCUACCUUAACAAUACGCACCAUCAUGGCUCGACCCAUGCUCAGCACCUCCCGCAUCAUGUGUGCUCGCUCGUUCACUUCGACCCGAACCCUUUCGCAGGCCACUCAGCUCAGACACAACAGUCUCUCACUCCAGCCCAGAGCCAGAGAAGCGGACGAGCGACGACACGAGACUACUGUCGGAUCCGAAGGCAAAGGCGUCGAAGGCCCACACCCCAAAGAUCAAACAUCUGUCAAUGCGUUGAGUGAUGCGACCGGUCCUUGGACUUUGUUCAACCCCAUCUACACGGACAAGGAACUCAACACCGUCCAAGUCAUCGAACGCACACCCGUCACCGCUGGCGAUAAGGUUGCCAAAGGCAUCGUCAAGUCCCUACGCCGAGUAUUUGAUGUCAUCACUCGCUACACCCCUUACGAAGUCCCAGAAUCCGUUCUGAAACAGAACCCCAUCCCCAUUGCGCAGCUACGCGCGGACGGCAAGCUGCUUUCCGACCAUAAGUGGCUCUUCCGUAUCAUUCUUCUCGAGUCUGUCGCUGGUGUCCCAGGGAUGGUUGGGGGCACGUUGAGGCACUUGAGGAGUAUGCGACUUCUGAAGAGGGACGGUGGCUGGAUCCACACUCUAUUGGAAGAAGCAGAGAACGAGAGGAUGCACCUUCUCACGUUCAUGACUAUAGCCCAGCCCAAUUGGUUCACCCGAGCCCUUGUCCUUGCCGCCCAGGGCGUAUUCUACAACGCAUUCUUCCUCACCUACCUCUUCUCCCCCAAAGUCGCCCACCGUUUUGUUGCCGCCUUGGAAGAAGAAGCUGUCCGCACCUACACCCACUGCGUCAAAGAUAUGGAGUCUGGCCUCAUUCCCGAGUGGCAAGACAAGCCUGCUCCUCGUAUCGCCAUCGAUUACUGGAGGCUACCAAGUGAUGCCAAGCUGAUUGAUGUCAUCAAGGCCGUCAGAGCGGAUGAGGCUACGCAUAGGUUUGUCAACCAUUCGUUGGCGAAUCUCGACCAGAAGAGGGAUUUCAACCCGUUCGCUUUGGCUGAGGCGAGCCCAGAGGACCGUGGCCUCAAAUGGGGGUGCGUCAAUGUGAAGUGAUGGAUGUCAACUGCUAACGUUCUUCAAGCUAUACUCGAGAAGAGUCGGCGCUCUUUGCUCAGCGACAGCAACAGAAGCUGAUUGAAGAGUCUACACAACAGACCCACUGAUUGAGAGAGUAUAAUAGUUCAGUAGCUUCCGUGGCUGUUUCCUCGUCUAUGUAUGUACAGUAUAAAUUUGUCAGUAUCCAUAGUUGUGGUAUACAAGAUGUAUCACACAGGUCGACCAUCAGCCAUCUGAUUGCGAGACGACAGCAAUGUCAUGCCUUAUUC